AUGGCAUACUUCGGAAGAGUUGGAGGGAGUAGCUGUGAGAGAGAUAGGUCAAGUAAUUGGAGGCUGACAAAAGAUCAAGAAGCGAGGCGAUGCCGUGGAAAUAGUGGUUAUAUGGUUUUAGCUAUGGCUAGGCAGUUCAUUUCUCUUUCCGAUCGGUAUUAUUUAAAAGGGAAAGAAUCGGGGACCCGGCUCCAGCCAUCCCUCAUACUCACCGGUGCCGCUAUUCCUCAUGUCAUCUGGGGUCAGGACGCAGUACAUUACAGCCUUGGUGGUGCAUUCAUCUUCCGUGAAAAGCUGGACUUACAAAUCCUCCUUCCGCCCUCAAGGAUCCAAGAAGCCGUAAAGUUACUGGCUCCAUCGUAUUCUCCCAUGAGCUGCGAGGAGAUUGAUGGUGAGAAGAGAGCGCUUACUGCCUCCAAAAAGGGUAUCUGUAUUGUCGACUACACACUCGCAUUUCGUGACCGUCCGGACGACUUUGCGCGGCUCAAAGCAUUGCAACGGGGUACCAAGUCUGAUCCCUAUCGCGUUCUUCUCAUAUCCAACACGAUAUUCAACUAUAAUCUCGACGACAUCGUUCAAGUAUCGCUCCCGCUCUGCCCGGACCUCCCGUUCCCAUCGGUACCAGCGUUAGUCCAUCUCAUGCCCAUUCACAUACAAAAAUGGAUCGAUGCAGGUUAUUCUCCUCAAAGCUGGGCCUUCAUCGAAAUAUGCCAGUAUAUGUUGGAAAGCGCUAUCAAUGACUCUUUUUGCGAAGAGGUGGAAGAAGAGUAUCACGACGCUGACGACUUGCCAACGAGGCUGAAGGAGAUGAUAGUUUGUCUUGAUGAGCGCGAGAAGGGUUGGGUGUAUGAUUACUUUCUUCUGGAUGGGGAGUCUGAUGGGGAGUCUGACGACGAGGCCAUUUGGGAUACAAUCUUUCCUCCUUCGGUUGCGAAGACCGACUCCCAUGGUAAGUAG
Molecule: messenger RNA, 957 nt
Organism: Desarmillaria tabescens
Lineage: Eukaryota; Fungi; Basidiomycota; Agaricomycetes; Agaricales; Physalacriaceae
Exons: 2
Coding region: 1-957 (318 amino acids)
Source: RefSeq, a predicted model, not a curated record